Molecule: messenger RNA, 237 nt
Organism: Protopolystoma xenopodis
Lineage: Eukaryota; Metazoa; Platyhelminthes; Monogenea; Polystomatidea; Polystomatidae
Source: the annotation of a GenBank genome assembly
AUGGUCACAGCUAAUUUUAAGCGAAGCAAAGACGAAGUAAAUUUUUUGAUGGAUUUAGCGAAGACAAGAAUUCUUGAACUUUUAAAACAGAGUGAUUCCCUUGAAAAAGAAGGUAUAUGCAUCCGGAUAAUAGGAAAUCUUGGCAUGCUUCCUACUGAUCUAAGACAAAUGGCCGCGGAGGUUAUGCUUCGGACAAGAAAUUUCAUUAAGUACAUACUUUUAAUCCGUACUAAUUGA